Molecule: messenger RNA, 1161 nt
Organism: Drosophila mojavensis
Lineage: Eukaryota; Metazoa; Arthropoda; Insecta; Diptera; Drosophilidae
Gene: GstT1
Product: glutathione S-transferase theta-1
Exons: 4
Coding region: 234-914 (226 amino acids)
Biological process (GO): glutathione metabolic process
Cellular component (GO): cytoplasm
Molecular function (GO): glutathione transferase activity
Source: RefSeq, a predicted model, not a curated record
UUUGAUUUUUCAGUGGAAUAAGAGUUGCUUUGGAUGAAACUUUCUUGUGCAUUUGAAAUUCGCGCCAACUCAGUGCAGCAGCUAAGUGCGAGCGGGACAGCUCUAUAGGUACGCCAGAGCAGUGCUGAAAAACGAAGACGGGGUAAACAGUGCUGAGCAGCAGCGAAAUUCGAACUUUGCACCACAGCUGAUUCAGUCGGUUCCGGAGAGUUCUGCCGGAUUAAUUUACUGAUAUGGCUCAGGCUCUAAAGUUGUACUACGACUUCCUGUCGCCGCCAUCGCGAGCUGUGUGGCUCGCACUCAAAUUGAGCAAAACGCAAUUUGAAGCCUGCCCCGUGGCGCUGCGCAAACGUGAGCAGUUGACCGAUGAGUACAAGAAGAUCAAUCGCUUCCAGAAGUUGCCCGCACUGGUGGAUGGGAGCUUCCACCUUUCUGAGAGCGUGGCCAUGAUCCGUUAUCUUGCGGAUAAGAAUAAACUGAGCCAGCAGAUUUAUCCCAAGGAUCUGGAGACGCGUGCUCGUGUGGAUGAGUAUUUGAUGUGGCAGUUCCGAAACGUGCAUGUGCCCUGUGGCACAUACUUCCUAAAGGGUUGGCUAUUGCCCAUCAAUGGACUCGCGCCCAAGCCCAAGCCGGAGGUGGUUGCCAAACUUGUGAAAGAUGUUGAGACCAGUCUGGAUCUCCUAGAGCGCUUCUGGAUGAACGAUGAUUACUUGGUUGGCGACAAGCUCACAGUGGCAGAUUUAUCGUGCUCCUCUGAGAUAGAACAGCUGAGACUCUGCCAGUUCCAUGUGAACGAACGACAAUUCCCAAAGGUGGCCAAGUGGCUAGAGCGCGUGCGCAUCGCAUCCAAGCCCUACAAUGAUAUCGCCUACGAGUUCGUUAACCAAAAGGCUAAGCAGGCAGCUAAGCUGUAAGCCGAUCUAGUCUAGCUCCCUUACUUUUCCCUGCCUUUUUAGUCUAAUUGUGCCUGAGUGUAUUUAAUUUAUGUUCUGUCUGUUUUACUAGCUUUAAGCAGAUUCUAACUGUCUGCAUAGGUAAUCUUCAUAUAGUUCAACUUUAUCGUUUGUUUCUAUUUGAAAUUUGUGUUAAACUGAUUCUUUUUACAACAUUAAAAAUUAUGUUUUAUAAAUAUGUACUACAAUAAAACGUAUAACUAAUCAA